Mucor velutinosus is the source of this 477-nucleotide messenger RNA. RefSeq lists its product as uncharacterized. The transcript is spliced from 4 exons. Bases 1 to 477 code for a protein of 158 amino acids. The record is from RefSeq and is a predicted model, not a curated record. Lineage: Eukaryota; Fungi; Mucoromycota; Mucoromycetes; Mucorales; Mucoraceae.
AUGUCUGAUUCACUCAAACAACUCAUUCAAACCAUCAUUGACCAAGAAGAAAAGUGUCAAUUCACCUCAUUUACCUCUGAAGAUGCUCUCAGUUUGGGCCUUGCUCUUCUGGAAAAUGCCAAACCUUUCAAGAAGUCUGUCGUUAUUGAUAUCGCCUUAAAUGGACACCAACUCUUCCAUUAUGCCAUGAAUGGUACAUCUAAGGAUAAUGAUGAAUGGGUUCGUCGUAAAAAUAAUACUGUCAACCGUUUCGGUCGCUCCAGUUUUUAUGUUGGUCGUUAUAUUGCUAGCCAAGGUAAAACCGUCGAAGAAAAGUACUUUGUCAGCGAAAAAGAUUAUGCUACCCAUGGCGGCGCUUUUCCAUUGAAGAUCAAGAAUGUGGGUGUUGUUGGCACAAUUACUGUUUCCGGCCUUUCUCAAGAGGACGAUCAUAACUUGGUUGCCAACACAAUCUUGGAAUACAUCUCCAAGAACUAA